AAACAGACUGAGAGAAUAUCUGUACUGAAACAUCUUAUAUAUUUAUUUAUUUAUUUAAUUAUUUUAGGUGAAAACUUUAAGGUUUUUUUUUUCAGAAGUAAGAAGAUGUCACAGUGUGUGGAGAAAUCUUUGUGUUUUGCUGUUUUUGCUCUUGUAUCAGUUUCACUGUUCUACAGCCGAACAGUGAAAUGUGCAGAAACCAAAUUAACACUGAAACUCAACAAAACCCAAAAUCUGAACUUCACUCACAACUUCACAUACAACGAGCCCCUGGUUGUCCCCGUUUACAGGCCGUGCUCAGGUGAACAUGAGAGUUUGUGCAUCCAUGGUCUCUGUUCUUAUCCUGAAAAUAUCAACAACGCAUACUGCACGUGUCACCCUGGGUUUAUAGGUAAACGUUGUGAACAUCAGGAUCUAACUUCAGGUGUGAAAAUGUCCUAUAACCUGGAGGAAGUGAUCGCUAUCAUAUGUGGAGUGACGUUCCUGCUCGCCUGCACGUGUGUGAUUGGCUGCUGCUGCUACAGGAAGUCGUACUGCAGCUGUACAUCACUGGGUGGCAGUAAACCAGCUUCCCCAUAUACAAACCAUGAAAACAGUGUGUGAGAGUGACAGAGGGCAGCACAGAGAGCUGAGAAAUGGAACACAGGCAGACUGAGGGAUCACAGCUCCCCCUGGUGGUCACUCACUAAGUGCACUACUGAGAAGGGCUUGUAUUCACUCACAUUUUUCACAAACACAAUGUUCCCUUCAGCUAACAAGGCCCAGCUAGUGUGAACAAGAGAACAUAAAAAUUAAUGAUUCUAAAAAAGAACAAGGUGAAAGAAAAAUGAGAGUGGUCUGUAAUAUCAGGAAACUUCUACCACUCCAAAUAAUAAUAAUAAUAAUAAUAAUAAUAAUAAUAAUAAUAAUAAUAAUAAUAAUACCCAUUGUGUAAUUAAUCACACACACAUUUUUAUUUUUCUCAGUUUGAUAAUUCUCUAUUUAUUUUUUGAUUUUUUUAAAUCCAAAAUGUUUAUUUCUAAAAUCUAUUUAUAUUCUUUGUUAAUAAAAAUUCCUUUUAAACAGUUUUGUACUUUAUUUCAUUUGAAAUGUGUAUCUCUCACACACACACACACACACACACACACACACAUUUGUGUCAUAUUAAAGUAAGCACAUGAA
Tachysurus vachellii is the source of this 1161-nucleotide messenger RNA. It is a transcript of the gene epgn, whose product is annotated as epithelial mitogen homolog (mouse). Gene Ontology annotation, biological process: positive regulation of cell population proliferation; epidermal growth factor receptor signaling pathway; positive regulation of mitotic nuclear division. The coding region runs from base 106 to 603 and encodes 165 amino acids. The transcript has 5 exons. The record is from RefSeq and is a predicted model, not a curated record. NCBI's taxonomy places the organism in Eukaryota, Metazoa, Chordata, Actinopteri, Siluriformes, Bagridae.